This is a messenger RNA of Meloidogyne enterolobii, 411 nucleotides long. The record is from the annotation of a GenBank genome assembly. Lineage: Eukaryota; Metazoa; Nematoda; Chromadorea; Rhabditida; Meloidogynidae.
AUGCAACAAAUACGUCGAGAUGAGGAGGCAGAAGUUUUAGAUAGAGCUAAAAGAUCUCGUCGUCGUCAAGGAAUAUUGAGAGAAGGUAGAUCCCCUUCUCCUUCAAUACCACGUCAGCGCUCAAAAAGAAAAUCUGAAAUUCCUGAAGGGACCAAGUUGUUACAUUAUAAAAGGAUAAAAAGACCUGUUUCGAAGAAAAAAUCAGAACGUUUAUCAAAGGCAUGGGUGGAAAAAUUAAAUACAAUAAAAGGGCGUACGAGUGGAAAAUACAAAUGGGCAACGAAGAAGCCGACCCAAGAAGAUAUAAGUUCUCGACAUAUCGGUGUAAAAGGGCGAUUAAUUGGAAAGAAAUGGGCUGUAAAGAAGCCUUCCCAACAGGAUAUAAAUAGAUUUAAACCAAAUUUAUGGUGA